This is a messenger RNA of Melopsittacus undulatus (budgerigar), 552 nucleotides long. Its product is annotated as hydrocephalus-inducing protein homolog. Bases 1 to 552 code for a protein of 183 amino acids. The transcript has 4 exons. NCBI's taxonomy places the organism in Eukaryota, Metazoa, Chordata, Aves, Psittaciformes, Psittaculidae. Gene Ontology annotation, cellular component: axoneme. The record is from RefSeq and is a predicted model, not a curated record. Gene Ontology annotation, biological process: cilium movement; axonemal central apparatus assembly.
AUGGCCAGUGGCAAGACCCCCCGGCCCAUGAGGUCCUCCAGAAGGGCGGAUGGAUUCCAGAGCAGAGUGGUAGCAUCUCGUAAUCCCAAGCUGUUCUCAGCCGUUGAGCGGGACCAGAGGUCGUUCCAGCCUUUCCCAUCCGAGGUGGUGUUUGAGAACUACAUUCCCCACCAGUUCUACAUAGCGUCGCUAGCUCUGAGGAACAAAGACAGGGUUCCUCGUCUGCUGAACGUCAUCCUGGGGAACUCUCCUUACUUUGAGUUGAUCAGCCCGAGUGAUGAGGACUAUAAGGUAGCCCCGGGCACGUCUUCAACCUACCGCAUCCUUUUCCGACCUGAUGAGAACAAGGAUUAUUUUGAGGAGCUUAUCAUCAUCACAGAGAGGGAGAAGUUCUUUGUGCCUAUCCGAGCCAUAGGUGCCCGAGCCAGCCUGGACUUCCCUGAGCAGCUGAACUUCUCCGAGUGUCCAGUCAGGUUCAGCACCCAGAAGACUCUGCUGGUGCGCAACGUGGGGAAGCGGGAGGCUUGCUACAGCAUCACCACUCUGAGGUAA